Messenger RNA from Chironomus riparius, 919 nucleotides. The record is from the annotation of a GenBank genome assembly. Lineage: Eukaryota; Metazoa; Arthropoda; Insecta; Diptera; Chironomidae.
AAUAUUUGAAAAGUUUUCGAUGUGACUUAAUAUUCGCAUGUUUGCAGUCAGCUGUGAAUGUUCUUUUCUCUCAACAUUACGGGAAAAAAAGUGAAAUUUACAAACUCAACUUAUUGAUUGACAGUAUUAAAUUAUUUCCCAUAUGAUUAUACACAAAAAUUGGGUCAUAAAUGUGACAUUGAGUGCUGUAAUUGUUGCGACAUGUUUUGUCGGUGAUAAAAAAUUACACGCAAUUAAUGAGAAGCAAAUUGUUCGUGCUAUUUUUGAUAAUGUGACUCACGGAUUAGUUGGAUUAUUUGCGUGUGCAAUUGCAUUCGUCGAUAAUUGGGAUAAGAUGUAUAUGGCACUUAUUUGUAUGUUCAUCUCGUCUGCUAUAGAUCUUGAUCACUUUAUUGCUGCUAAAUCGUUUCGAUUAUCGGAAGCCACGAAUCUUCAGUCAAGACCCUUUCUACACAACUCUCUGAUACCUUUAAUAUUUAUCAUACUAUUAGUAACCUGCCACUUAAGUUCACAAAAUGAUUAUGUGAUAAUGAUACUGACUGUGUUAAGCAUAGCUUUUUCUACACAUCACAUUCGAGAUGCAAACAGGAGAGGAUUAUUAUUCGCGCCAUUUUUUCAGAUGCCACCCAUUCCAUAUUUCCUGUAUAUUGGAUUAACUCUGCUCAUUCCGUUCAUAUUUAAAGCUUUCAUUAUCAGUGAAUUUAAGUAUACUCGCUUGAAUAUGUCUUCGAUGAUAAUAGAUAUCUAGUUAUAAUGAUAAUAAUAAAUUAAGGGGAUCGUUCAUAAAUGAUGUUCAACUUUUGAAAUUUUUUGAUAUGUCCUCAAGAGAGGAAAAGGUCUGAAAAUUCUACAGAUUUUGAUGAACGUCAUUUAUAAACGACCCCUAAGUCUAGGAUUAUAAACGUCUUGUGAUAAAUAC